AUGGCCGAGGCCCGGCUACAAGCACGUAUCCACGAAGACGCCGUCAAGGCGCGGGCGACCGUUUUUCGUGACGAGACAGCUGCCGUCGCACCUGAGCAGCUGAAGCUGGAUGAAGCACGUGUGAAGAAAGGACGGAAACCGGCCCCCAAGACGUCUCCCAAGCGAGACUCGGCGUUGUCGCCGAGAGAAGGCAGCAAGAACUGCAGAUUCUGCGGCCGUCAAGCGCACCCCCGUAACGAGUGCCCGGCUAGACAAGCCAAGUGUCACUACUGUCGACGCCUGGGUCACUUCGAAGAUGUCUGCGAGAAGCGGAAAAGAAGUUUGAGCACUGUUCAUCUACAUGCCGUUUCGACCGCGGGCCGAGCAAAGUUUGUCAAGGUCGCCGUCAACGGGUACGACGUCGACUUCAAAGUGGACUCCGGAGCCGAAGUCACGGUGGUGCCAAGCACGUUUCCCGGAGCACCUCGCAGUCUCCAAGAGCCUGAAGGGCAACUCACUGGACCGGGCAAUCACCCAUUGACAGUUCUCGGUACCUUCCAAGCCACAUUGACUUGGAAAGGCAAGUCGGUAGUGGAGCGGGUUUACGUCCUGCCGUCGCAAGACCCGCCUCUUUUGGGGUUUCCUGCCAUCCAGAAACUGGGUGUGGUGAAGUUCGUUGACACCCUCUCCAGUCUCAACCAGCAGAGCCCUCUUCACAGCGACAUCUUCGAAGGGUUGGACGCCUUCAAGAUAAUUUUCGACUUCAACCAGACCAAUUACAUCUUGAAAUGGCUUUAUCUUGUCAAACCCCUUGGUAAUGGAACUAUCUGUUUUUUGUUUCGGUGA
This is a messenger RNA of Ixodes scapularis (black-legged tick), 825 nucleotides long. RefSeq lists its product as uncharacterized. The coding region runs from base 1 to 825 and encodes 274 amino acids. The transcript has 2 exons. The record is from RefSeq and is a predicted model, not a curated record. Gene Ontology annotation, molecular function: nucleic acid binding; zinc ion binding. Lineage: Eukaryota; Metazoa; Arthropoda; Arachnida; Ixodida; Ixodidae.